Molecule: messenger RNA, 10546 nt
Organism: Coregonus sp. 'balchen'
Lineage: Eukaryota; Metazoa; Chordata; Actinopteri; Salmoniformes; Salmonidae
Source: the annotation of a GenBank genome assembly
AUGCUCUCUUUAAUAUUAUCGGUUCUUAUAUUUGCGCCUGCUUCUAAAAUGCAUAGUAUCCAUGUGUCUAGAGAGCCCACCAACAUGCUAUUAUCUUCUGCUUCCACAUUGCCAAUGUUUUCAUUGAUGACGUCUCUGCUGGUGAAGGGACUGGAGGCUGCGACCGUGGUAGGGACCACACCUGGCUGCGCGUCUUGCGGCAUUCAGCCGAUGGAGAAGGAUUCGGAGCAGAGGCUCCUGAUUGAGAUCGCCAAGCAACAGAUCUUGAACAAGCUGCACCUGAAAGAGAGACCGAACAUCACCUCGACUAUGCCCCGCGCUGCGCUUCUUACAGCUCUCCGCAAACUGCACGCUGGGCGAGUCAGACCGGACGGCACCAUUGAACUUGAAGUUAAGAUCAAUGAUACCAAAGAUCAGGGAUAUGAAAUAGUGAGCUUCGCAGAAAUGGGUAAGUUCAGUUAUUUUGAAUAUUAUAGUGUAGCCUACACUAGUGUCACUUUGUUUACUUUCUUAUGGACUUUAUUGGGCGUUUGGUUAUUACCUCCAAUGUGGCCUACUGAUUGCACUGAAUGUGCUUUUGGAACAAUGUAAAUAAACCAUGUCAAUUAAAAUACAGAGCUCAGACAUUUACAUUGAAACCCUGACUUGAGAUAGCUGGGGUAAAUCAAGGUAGGCCUACAGAUGUCUAAUCUUAACUUGAUCACUAUUUUGUUGCCAAGAAUUUUCCUGAUGCAUCAGGAAAUUCAAUUGAGCUUCUUGAUUCAACCUGGUCUCAGAGCAUUUUGUAUUAUUCUGUACGUAAAUCGAAGACACACCAUUUAGUAUAAUAUGUUACGUUUCAUAUUGUAUUUAUUAAUUUGUGGAUGUCCACCUAUUUCAUAUGAUAUGUUAUGAAUUACAAUUCAUAUUAUGUUACGAUUUUUGCAAAAUGUACAAAAGUUCGAAUUUAUAAAACUUACAAUAUGUUACAAAUGUAGGAGUUAGGUUAAAGGGUUAAGGUUAGGAUUGAGGGAAUGGUUAGCUAACAUGCUAAGUAGUUGUAAAGUAGCUAAAAAGUAGUAAGUCGUUGAAAAGUUGCUAAUUAGUUGAAAUGCUACAGUUGUCCGUGAUGAGAUUCAAACUCGCAACCUUUGGGUUAAGUUUAGGAGUUAGUUUAAAGAGUUAUGGUUAGGGUUAGGGAAGGGUUAGCUGAAAGUAUUAAGGUUAGGGUUAGGUGAAGGCUUAGCUAACAUGCGAAGUAGUUGCAAAGUAGCUAAAAAGUUAGUAAGUGAAAAGUUGCUAAUUAGCUAAAAUGCUAAAGCAACCUUUGGGUUGCUAGACGUUCGCGUUAUACACCCGACCAGCCACCCUACUUUUCACCUUAAGUAACCAUCUGUCUUGUGUAACCACAUCAAACAUAACAUAUCAUACUAAUUUGGGUGUCCCGGAUUUAUGUUUACUGUGUUACCUCAGGUCUAUUAGAUCAGGCUGCGUUAUUAGCUAAAAAUGAGCAGUUAUCUUUCUCUCCAUGCAGGGGCAGUUGAGUCAUUGGGAUCAAGGCUCUCUAUCUUAGAAUAAUGUUCCCUCUCGCUUGCUCAAACCCCUUACUCCUAGGUCCCAUUACUGCAACAUUCAAAUGUACAACAAUCUGAAAUGCAGCCAUACACAACAACAACCGUCAUUUUAUAUAGCUUAAUAACACAAGAUAGACAUUGAUCUCCACUAGGCUACGACAUACAAAUGUCUAGUGUAUCCUCAGGUUACGAAUGAUCUGUCAGGUUACGAAUGAUCUGGGGUGGUCUAGCGGUUAGGGUGGUCUAGCGGUUAGGGCCACUACGUGCACAUAUAGGCAUACUGUGUUUGGCGUGGGUUCAAUUCCGGCCCGAACCCUUAUGGCAUAAAUAACAAUCUCCCGAUUUACUCAAAAAAGUUACACAUUUAAUAAAAGGACAGUCCAAAUAACAGUACACCAAUGUCAGUUUCCAUUCAUACAAAGUGUUGGGUAAAUUGCCACAGUAGAUUUGUUAUGGUAAACGAGGAAAUACUUUACUUCUAUUGUACAGAAUGCUUGUAAAAUAGAUAAAUCGCCCUUAGUCUGUUAAAAAAGGACUAAGUUGUUCCGAUGACAAUACCAACCAGAGGGAAAACAUAUCUUGAAAUACUUUGGUUGCAAGCAGGACUAAAGCAGAAAGGCAGAGGCGAAGCGAGAGGGUUCACUCUCACCAAAAUGAGCCCAAUGCGUUUCUAUGGGUUUAAUAUGCAAACCUGAACUUGUCGUCUGCCUUUGGAAUGACUCCCAUUGUUAGGGCGGAGACAUGAGCAUUUUGUCAUUAUAUACAGAUCUCUGACUAACACCGGUAGGUGAGCGGUAGAGGUGACUAAUAAUGGUUGUAAUUGAGAUCAGCUGUGCGGUUGAAUUUUGCUCAUAUUGAUGGUUUAAGGAGACAUCAGUUGGCAAUAAUCUAGUACCAUCGAUGGUUGCAAUAGGCCCCUUGUUAUUUGGUUAUAUUUUAACAGGCUUCCUGUUAGCCUACAGUAUCAGUAGUCACAUAAUGAAAGGUGUAAAAACCGAUAGUCUACUGUUUGUGUUUCCCUGGCUAAAUCGAUGAGCUGAUUUUUCGCCAUCAGUUAAUUGAGAGAUGUAUGCCUACUGUAGAACUUCCUCCAUGUGGAUGCUCGCCAACUUUCUAUAGUUAGGCUAUGUAUAAUUUGCAGAGGUGGGUAGAGUACUGAAAAUCUGUACUCAAGUAAAAGUACUGUUACUUAGAUUAUAAUUUACUCAAGUAAAAUUAGCCUUAAGAAACUACUCAAGUAAGAGAAAAAGUAUCCGGUCAGAAAAAUACUUAAGUACUAGUUACUAAUUUAGUUUGGUAAUUUUUUACACCUGUGACAGCAAACAAAAAGGACAACAACUUAGUGCAAUUGAUUUGACAUUCAUUUAUUAUUAAAGCCUGCCACCACCAUCUUGCAGAUGGCCCCCAGCACAGGUACUCUCCAAUGAAGACUAAUAUCAAAGAAAGUCUGUAGGCUGUACAGCUUCAAUUACGGUCAUUCAAUGUUGACUUAAUAUCUAUUAACGUGCACAACUUCAUAAAAAGGUACAGUGCAUUUGGAAAGUAUUCAGACCCCUUGACUUUUUCCACAUUUGGUUAUGUUACAGCCCUAUUCUAAAAUUGAUUAAAUUGUUUUUGUUCCUCAUCAGUCUACACACAAAACCCAAUAAUGACAAAGCAAAAACAGGUUUUUAAAAUAAACAACUGAAAUAUCACAUUUGCAAAUAUUCAGACCAUUUACUCAGUACUUUGUUGAAGCACCUUUGGCAGCGAUUACAGCCUUGAGUCUUCUUGGGUAUGACGCUACAAGCUUGGCACACCUGUAUUUGGGGAGUUUCUCCCAUUCUUCUCUGCAGAUCCUCUCAAGCUUUGUCAGGUUAGAUGGGAGAGUCGCUGCACAGCUAUUUUCAGGUCUCACCAGAGAUGUUCGAUAGGGUUCAAGUCCGGGCUCUGGCUGGGCCACUCAAGAACCUAACCCCAGUUUGAGGUCCUGAGCGCUCUGGAGCAAGUUUUCAUCAAGGAUGUGUCUGUACUUUGCUCCGUUCAUCUUUCCCUCAAUCCUGACUAGUCUCUCAGUCCCUGCCACUGAAAAACAUCCCCACAGCAUGAUGCUGCCACCACCAUGCUUCACCAUAGAGAUGGUGCUAAGUUUCCUCCAGAAGUGACACUUGGCAUUCAGGCCAAAUAAUUAAAUCUUGGUUUCAUCAGACCAUAGAAUCUUGUUUCCCAUGGUCUGAGAGUCCUUUUGGUGCCUUUCUGCAAACUCCAAGCAGGCUGUCAUGUGACUUUUACUGAGAAGUGGCUUCUGUCUGGCCACUCUACCAUAAAGGCCUGAUUGGUGGAGUGCUGUAGAGAUGGUUGUCCUUCUGGAAGGUUCUCCCAUCUCCACAGAGGAACAAUGGAGCUCUGUCAGAGUGACCAUUGGGUUCUUGUUCACCUCCCUGACCAAGGCCCUUCUCCCCCGAUUGCUCAGUUUGGCCGGGCGGCCAGCUGUAGGAAGUGUCUUGGUGGUUCCAAACUUAUUCUAUUUAAGAAUGAUGGAGGCCUCUGUGUUCUUGGGGAACUUCAAUGCUGCAGGCAUUUUUUGGUACCCUUUUCCAGAUAUGUGCCUCGACACAAUCCUGUCUUGGAACCAGUGGCGGCUCCUGAAAAAAUUCUCAGGAGGGGCAAUUUUUCUGAUGAUUUAGGUGACCUACACACGUGCACGAGUCCGUGCACGCGAUUCCAGAUAUCUUUACCUCUGAAUAAACUGCCUUUAUUAUACCAUAUCCACCCUGUCCAAAGUCUCUACUUGGUCUCAGUUCUCCAGUAAACUUGUGAUUAUCAACAGUACACAACGGUAACAAACAAUUGGGGGAAGUCACGGGGCAGAUAGUAACCACUUAAAAGGAAGCGAUUCCCAAACCUUCCAUAACAAAGCCAUCACCUACAGAGAGAUGAACUUGGAGAAGAGUCCCCUAAGUAAGCUUGUCCUGGGCCUCUGUUCACAAACACAAACAGACCCCACACAGCCCCAGGACAACAACAACAACAACAACAACAACACAAUUAGACCCAACCAAAUCAUGAGAAAACAAAAAGAGAAUUACUUGACACAUUGGAAAGAACAAACAAAAAAACAGAGCAAACUAGAAUGCUAUUUGGCCCUAAACAGAGAGUACACAGUGGCAGAAUACCUGACCACUGUGACUGACCCAAACUUAAGGAAAGCUUUGACCAAGUACAGACUCAGUGAGCAUAGCCUUGCUAUUGAGAAAGGCCGCCGUAGGCAGACCUGGCUCUCAAGAGAAGACAGGCUAUGUGCACACUGCCCACAAAAUGAGGUGGAAACUGAGCUGCACUUCCUAACCUGCCAAAUGUAUGACCAUAUUAGAGACACAUAUUUCCCUCAGAUUACAGCGAUCCACAAAGAAUUCGAAAACAAACCCAAUUUUGAUAAACUCCCUUAUCUACUGGGUGAAAAACCACAGUGUGCCAUCACAGCUGCAAGAUUUGUGACCUGUUGCCACAAGAAAAGGGCAACCAGUGAAGAACAAACACCAUUGUAAAUACAACCCAUAUUUAUGUUUAUUUAUUUUCCCAUUUGUACUUUAACUAUUUGCACAUUGUAACAACACUGUAUAUAUACAUAAUAUGACAUUUGAAAUGUCUUUAUUCUUUUGAAACUUCUGAGUGUAAUGUUUACUGUUAAUAUUUAUUGUUUAUUUCACUUUUGUUUACUAUCUACUUCCCUUGCUUUGGCAAUGUUAACACACGUUUCCCAUGCCAAUAAAGCCCUUAAAUUGAAUUGAAUUGAUAGUAAGGUCGCAAUGACACAGAAAGCAGUUCAAUGUCGGGGUACAGAGUCGCUCUCUUACCAGGAUCGCGGUCCGCUCUGACCAGGGUGAAGGUGGCCGGCUCCACUUCUCUGUCCGGGACUCAUCCAGCCAAGUCUCCCAGCUGUAUUGGGAUUCAGCUGCCAGCAGCGUUUUCAUUAUUUAGUCCGUUCGUAGCGGGUAUGUACACGAUCAACAAGAUCAGUCCAAAACCAACCACUGGAAAUCCAUGGUUGGCAGAAUGUUUGUAAACUAAGUCUACAAAUUAAAAACAUAAAAUAACGCCGCACUGCAGGUCGCAACAGAGACGCUUCUAGCCGCCAUUGUCUUAGUUACGUUCAACGUUACGUCACGUAUGACGAAAGCGCGUAAGUGCAAGCCCACAGACACCCAUAGAGAAUGUAUUGAAAGCUUUGAAAUGUGAAAAAAAUAGAUUUUACAUGACAGGCUAUGAGAGACUUCUGGGCGAUUUUCAACUUGACUGAAAUCGCCCCAAAAACGGGCGGGGCCAUUUGAAGCACGACUUUAGCCUGAUUUGACAUUUAGUGGCUGGCAGAUCAGACGUGAACACUGAUAACUGCUGUUGCCGUGAUAUAAUUGAUUAGAAAAAAAAUCCCUUCCUUUUCCCGUUUGGCAGUGCGUCGCCCAUAUCGCCCUAUUGAACAAGCCGUCCCUGCUUGGAACUCUACGGACAAUUCCUUCGACCUCAUGGCUUGGUUUUUGCUCUGACAUGCACUGUCAACUGUGGGACCUUUAUAUAGACAGGUGUGUGCCUUUCCAAAUCAUGUCCAAUCUAUUGAAUGUACCACAGGUGGACUCCAAUCAAGUUGUAGAAACAUCUCAAGGAUUAUCAAUGGAAACAGGAUGCACCUGAGCUCAAUUUCAAGUAUCAUAGCAAAGGGUCUGAAUACUUAUGUAAAUAAGGUAUCUGGUUUUUAUGUUUGAUAAAUUUGCAACAAUUUCUAAAAACCUGUUUUCGCUUUGCCAUUAUGGGGUAUUGUGUGUAGAUUGAUGAGGAUUUGUAUUUAUUUAAUCCAUUUUAGAAUAAGGCUGUAACGUAACAAAAUGUGUAAAAAGUCAAGGGGUCUGAAUAUUUUCCGAAUGCACUGGAUAUUGGAAUAAUUUCACCAUUUCAAUAGCUGUCACGCCCUGGCUCUGGGGACUCUAGUAUGUUGAGCCAGGGUGUGAGUUUUCAUUUGUGUUUGUUCUGGUUUUGUAUAUCUAUGUUGGCCAGGGUGGCUCCCAAUCAGAGACGGCUGUAGCUCGUUGUCUCUGAUUGGGAGUCAUACUUAGGUAGCCGUUAGGCAUUCAUUUGGUGUGGUUUCUUGUUCCGUGUUGGUUUGUGAAUGUAACCAGGGACGUCACGUUUUCGUUUUGUUCGUGUGAUCAUUCAUUAAUAAAUAUGUUCACAUUCCACGCUGCGCCUUGGUCCUCCUCUGUUCCCGACGAUCGUGACAGAAGAAACCACCAAGACUGGACCAAGCAGCGUGUCCAGGAGCCAUCGCCAGGGAGAUCUCUAGCAGAUCUCCUUCGCCUCCUCGACUGGGUCAAGCCGGGUGAGGAAGAGAAGGGCUUGACAUGGAAGCAGAAGGGCGAAAGGCUGGCGAGGGACAUGGAGACCUGGUCCACGGGUAGGAGAGACGGGCAGAACAUUUUUAGGGGGGGGCUAACGCCGUGGACGACGGGCCAGCAGGAGACCGCGGCAGAGCGGCCCAGCGGGUUGGCAGAGGAGGCCGCCAGGUUACGGGGGCCACUGGUCGAAGAGGGGAUGGAAGGUGUAGAGGCACGGCGAGAGGUACUGGGGUGUGUUACCAGUCCGGUCCGGCCCAUUCCAGAUCCCUGCGUAGGACCAGUGGUGUGUGUCCCCAGUACGGUCCGGCCUGUUCCUGCUCCCCGCACCAGGCCAAUGGUGCGCGUCGUCAGCCCGGCUCGGCCCGUUCCUGCUCCCCGCACCAAGUCAGUGGUGCGCUUCGUCAGCCCGGCUCGGCCCGUUCCUGCUCCCCGCACCAAGUCAGUGGUGCGCUUCGUCAGCCCGGCUCGGCCCGUUCCUGCUCCCCGCACCAAGUCAGUGGUGCGCUUCGUCAGCCCGGCUCGGCCCGUUCCUGCUCCCCGCACCAAGUCAGUGGUGCGCUUCGUCAGCCCGGCUCGGCCCGUUCCUGCUCCCCGCACCAAGUCAGUGGUGCGCUUCGUCAGCCCAGCUCGGCCCGUUCCUGCUCCCCGCACCAAGUCAGUGGUGCGCUUCGUCAGCCCGGCUCGGCCCGUUCCUGCUCCCCGCACCAAGUCAGUGGUGCGUUUCGUCAGCCCAGCUCGGCCCGUUCCUGCUCCCCGCACCAAGUCAGUGGUGCGCUUCGUCAGCCCGGCUCGGCCCGUUCCUGCUCCCCGCACCAAGUCAGUGGUGCGCUUUGUCAGCCCGGUCCGGCCCGCUCCUGCUCCCCGCACCAAGUCAGUGGUGCGUUUCGUCAGCCCGGCUCGGCCCGUUCCUGCUCCCCACACCAAGCCAGUAGUGUGCGUCGUCAGUACGGCACAUCCCGUGCCUGUUUCACCAGUGCCUGGUUUGGCACGGGUCAGCUGCGUCAUGCCGGAGCUAGAGCAAUCCGCUCCACCAGUGUGCAGUCCAGCUCCGGUCAGCAGGGUCAGACCGGACCAGGGGUACUUUGGGGGGUUAGAGAGGGAGUGGGGAUCAUGCCCGGAGCCGGAUCCGCCUCCAAGGCGGAGUGCCCACCCGGUCCCUCCCCUGUGGUGUUUGGUUGGCGCGGUCGGAGUCCGCGCCUUUGGGGGGGGGGGGGUACUGUCACGCCCUGGCUCUGGGGACUCUAGUAUGUUGAGCCAGGGUGUGAGUUUUCAUUUGUGUUUGUUCUGGUUUUGUAUAUCUAUGUUGGCCAGGGUGGCUCCCAAUCAGAGACGGCUGUAGCUCGUUGUCUCUGAUUGGGAGUCAUACUUAGGUAGCCGUUAGGCAUUCAUUUGGUGUGGUUUCUUGUUCCGUGUUGGUUUGUGAAUGUAACCAGGGACGUCACGUUUUCGUUUUGUUCGUGUGAUCAUUCAUUAAUAAAUAUGUUCGCAUUCCACGCUGCGCCUUGGUCCUCCUCUGUUCCCGACGAUCGUGACAAUAGCAUUAAUGAAAAUUAAUUUAAUGUACAUGUGAUGGUGAAUGCAUACUAAGAUUUACAGCAAGUGUGAUGUUUAAUUUUUCACAAAAAAUGAACAGGUAAGUGUUACAACAGUCAAACAAUCAAUACCGAAAUUUCACUUCCAAUGAUGUUACUAGUAUGCAAAUCAGACACAUUUCACCAUGGAAUUAAAUUGAUGUCAAAAAUAGAUUAUUUUUUGCCAUUUUAACUAACCCUAAACAUAACAUAAUCCUAAUUCAUAACCUGCUACAAAAAGUAAAUUUGGACAAAAGCUGUAUCCCUUCUAGACAAAACUGGAUUUACCCUCCUCUUCAGAACUCUCCUUUCCACUUUGAAGGGUAUUUUCUUUUCUUGUCUGGCCCAUUCUCCUCCCCCUAGGUUGUGCAGCAACAAGCUGGAAAUAAAAAUAUACCCCCCCCCCAAAAAAAAAAAUACUUUAUUUCUAGUAUAUGGCACAAAAAGCUGACCCGUUGAUGACUACAUGGUUGACAUUGCAGCUAGCUAGUUUAGCCAGUUUGGCAGUCUAAUGUGAUAGCUAGUUAGCUAUUGUCACACACGUCAGAUUAAUCUGUUCACUCUUGAUGCCAAUGACAAGGUGGCUAGUUGGCCAACAAACAGAGAUCAUAUGGGGAGCUAAAAACAGGAGAUUCAACUUUCUGUCAGAUUGUGGGUUAGCCAAAGCUAGGUAACUAGCUUAAGAUCCGACAUCUGUACCUCGAGCUUUAGCGCAUGUCAUUCUAUUUGACCUCAUUCCAAUAGAAACGAUUAAUGAUUUGAUUUUGAACCUGGAUGACGUGCGAUGAUAAAGGUAAAUCCAGGACACUCCAAUUAGUAUGAUAUGUUACGUUUCAUAUGGCAUGUAUUUUGAGAUUGUAUCUUUGCUUAAAUAAAUAAAAUGCUGUAACUGUGACUUGUGAACUUAUAUGAAAAAUAUUGGCAUCACUUAGAACUACCCUGAAAGACUGGUAUAGGGUUACAGCAGGGCUGUCAAACUCAUUACAUGGAGGGCUUAGUGUCUGAAGGUUUUUGUUUUUUCCUUUCAAUUAAGCCCUAGUCAACCAGGUGUGGUGAGUUCCUUACUAAUUAGUGACCUUAAUUAAUCAAUUAAGUACAAGGGAGGAGUGAAAACCCCCAGACACUCGGCCCUCCGUGGAAUGAGUUUGACACGUGGUUUACAGUAAAUUAUAUAUACACCUACAGGUAUACUGUUUAUUGUGACAAAAUGACAAACCAAUCCUCACACUCUGUAUCUUCUCUCUGUGAUCUAGAUGAGAUGGACACUACUGGUGCUCAGCCAGGCCUCACCUUCCAGUUCCUGCAGGAGCAAGGCCAUCGCAUUCAGGUGCUCCAGUCAGCUCUGUGGCUAUACGUCCGCUCCUCUGACACCCCUAACUCAGGGCCCCGCCCCACCGCCACAGCCCACAUCUACCUCUCUUGGCCUGGGGAAAGCGGCUCCAACCGCACCCUCCUCCUAGAGAAGAUCCUGGAUGUGCAGAAGAGCAACUGGUACACCUUCCCCAUUACACACACCCUGCAAGCGUUCAUGGACGGGGGCCAGCGGCUGCUACAGCUGGAAGUCACCUGCAUAGAGACUGGGGUGGCCGGGGUGAAUGGGGUUAGCCAGAACCUGUGUGAGCUGGGUAAGUCCAUGGACAUGGCCCAUCAGCCAUUCAUGGUGGCCCAGGUGCGGCUCCGUGACGACCCCAAACACAUCCUCCAGAAGAGGUCCCUACGGUGCGGAGAUGAUGUUACGGUUUGCUGCAAGAAGGACUUCUACGUCAAGUUCAAGGAUAUCCAGUGGCAGGACUGGAUCAUAGCUCCAGAAGGGUACCACAUUAAUUACUGUAUGGGCCAGUGUCCCCAGGCCCUGGCUGGGUCUCCAGGUAUCGCGUCUUCCUUCCAUGCCACAGUCUUCAGCCAGCUCAAAGCCAACGGCAUCAACACAGCGGUGUCUUCCUGCUGUGUGCCCAUCCAGCGCAGGCCUCUGUCUAUGGUCUACUUCAACUCAAAGCACAGCAUCGUCAAGACCGACGUCCCUGACAUGAUCGUAGAGUCCUGUGGCUGCACGUAA